Molecule: messenger RNA, 3164 nt
Organism: Lampris incognitus (smalleye Pacific opah)
Lineage: Eukaryota; Metazoa; Chordata; Actinopteri; Lampriformes; Lampridae
Product: leucine-rich glioma-inactivated protein 1-like
Exons: 8
Coding region: 397-2028 (543 amino acids)
Biological process (GO): myelination
Molecular function (GO): protein binding
Source: RefSeq, a predicted model, not a curated record
AUCCUCCCGGAGCCGGACCUCCCCGUUUGCUGAAUAUAGGCGUGGCUUUGGAUGGAGGCGCUCCGGGAUCCCCACCUGCCCUCACACCGUUGUUGUCGCUGUGCCAAGCUUGUUAUAUCUGCCAAAGAUUUGAACUAAGACGCGUCUGGAUAUCCAUUCAGGUUUGGACUGGGACGCGUUCGUUCAGGGGUUAGGCUGUUUUGGGGUCGGUGUUUUGGCUCUAACAUCCAAGCGAGUGUUCAUAAUUCUCACACGACCCGUGCGAUAAAUAAGCAGCAGCGAGGACGGGCUGUCGGACCGGACCGGGCCUUCAGGACCGCAGAUAGGCGGGAGCAGAUCAGUCACCCUGGUUCAUGUGUAGGAUUAUCCGGUGCACAGGUCGUGCACACAGCGAGAAUGGAGCGUGCAAACAAGAUCCCCACAGGAUUCGCCGUCUUGCUUUUGCUGGUGUCAGUUUUGCUGGUGGCAGACGGCAAGAGACCCCGGCAGCCUCGCUGUCCCUCAUCAUGUACAUGUACCAAAGAUAACGCCUUGUGCGAAAGCGCAGGGUUGAUUCCGCGCAGCUUUCCCUCCGAUGUCAUAUCACUAUCGUUCGUGAAGUCCGGCUUCAGUGAAAUCCCGAAAGAGAGCUUCAUCCACACGCCUGCCCUGCAUCUCCUCCUUUUCACAGCCAACACGUUUGAAUCAAUUAAUGAGGAUGCUUUCCUUGGUCUUCCUCACCUGGAGUAUCUAUUCAUCGAAAACAACCAAAUCAAGUCAAUAUCACCUCAUGCUUUCCGUGGGCUGAAAACAUUAGUACAUCUGAGUCUGGCUUACAACAAUCUUGAGACUCUGCCCAAAGACGUGUUCAAGGGCCUUGAAGCCUUGACCAAAGUAGACUUGCGGGGGAACCAGUUCACCUGUGACUGUAAGCUGAAGUGGCUUGUGGAGUGGAUGUAUCACACCAACGCCACCGUGGACCAGAUCUAUUGCAAAGGCCCAGCCUCCCAUUUGGACAAGAAGAUCAAUGACCUGGUGCCACAGUCCUUUGACUGCAUCACUACAGAGUUUGCUUCAUACCAGUCCCUGAAGUUUGAGUCUAUAUCCGUGGAGGCAUUUUCCUUUGGAAAUGACCAGUUUGUGGUUUUUGCCCAGCCUUUUAUUGGGAAGUGCAAUUUUCUGGAGUGGGACCAUGUGGAGAUGGUCUUCAGAAACUUUGACGAUAUUGACAGCACAUCCACGGUGAUAUGUAAACCUCUGGUUAUCGACAACCAGCUUUUCAUCAUCGUGGCUCAGUUGUUUGGUGGCUCACACAUCUAUAAGCGUGACAUCUCCGCCAAUAAGUUCAUCAAGAUCCAGGACAUUGACAUCCUGAAAAUACGCAAGCCCAAUGAUGUCGAGACAUUCCGCAUAGAUGGAGAGUCUUUCUUCGUCAUCGCCGACAGCUCCAAAGCCGGCUCUACCACCAUCUACAAGUGGAACGGUAACGGCUUCUAUUCUCACCAGUCGCUCCACCCAUGGUAUCGGGACACAGACGUGGAAUAUAUGGAGAUCUCCUCCAAACCUCACCUGAUACUGUCCAGCAGCUCUCAGAGGCCGGUCAUCUACCAGUGGAACAAAGGCACCAAGCUGUUUGACCGGCGCACGGACAUCCCUGAGAUGGAGGACGUCUACGCCGUGAAGCACUUCCAGGUCAAAAAUGACCUCUUCAUCUGUCUGACGCGCUUUAUCGGUGACUCCAAAGUGAUGCGCUGGGACGGUGCCCUCUUCCGAGAGCUGCAAACUAUGCCCUCGCGCGGCUCCAUGGUGUUCCAGCCCUUUGCUGUUGGCAACUGGCAGUACGCCAUCCUGGGGAGCGAUUACUCCUUCACCCAGGUGUACCGCUGGGAUGCCAAGAAGGGCCAGUUUGUGCACUUCCAAGAGCUCAACAUUCAGGCGCCCAGGGCCUUCACUCCCAUCUCCAUAGACAACCGGCAAUUCCUGCUGGCCUCCAGCUUCAAAGGGAAGACGCAGAUUUAUGAGCACCUUAUCAUUGACCUAAGCAAUUGAUUAGUCUGGUUGGCUGGUUGACUAUUGUAAAUUUAGUGGGAUGCCGAGGCUCGUCGUUUGCAGUGGGAUGAUUGGUUGAAUCUUAACUCAAGAAUGACAUGCAUUACUAUUCCUUUUGCAAAUCUUCAGUUGAUAUCAGUGCAUGACUCACGUGGAAGCUGAGUUUAAUACAUGUGUCUCAAGUUAGGACUAGGACCAGAUGUUUCCAGAUGUUAGUGCAUGACCAAGCUCUCAAGCAGGCCACCCUAUUCUGAUGAAUGCAGCGCUUGAAACGUCCAUGUUCCUUAAUCCAUUUGCCAUAGCAUCGACCAGUAGUUUGUUCCAUGUGUGUGUGUGUGUGUGUGUGUGUGUGUGUGUGCGUGUGGGUGUGUGCGUAUGUAUAUAUGUUCAACCAUUCAUGUGACUUAACACUGUUUCUACAUUCGCAGUCUCGUAUAUUUCUCAAGGGGAAACAGACAAAAGAUACUUUUUAACCUGUCAACACGUUUAGAUAUCUGCCAAAUGAAAUGUUUACAUUUUUCUGUCUUUCAACUUUUAAGUGAAACGAUUUGUAAAUGACGCUUUUGUAAGUUUCAGAGGGACCAUGCCAGUUAGAUACAACUUUGUUAAGGAGACUGAUGUUAUUUUCAAAUCAUGUUUGUAGUUGGAAAUGUUGUGUGAGGAUGUAUGUCCUCGCGACCUGCAUUUUUAAUGUUAACAGUUUGUACAAGCUCUAAGUAUUGAAAAAGUUAAUGUUAACACUGCGUUUUUCAUGUGUACAGAACACUUUUUGGGCGUGUGGGAAACUAUUUUCACACAAGAUGAUGACAAUGAAACGAGAAGCAGGAUAAUGUUAAUAAUCUGAACUUUGACUAACAUAUGUAUGCAAACUAUAAUGAUUGUGCCAUCUUUAGGAGACUAACGCCGUGCUGUUCAGACCAAAUAAAGGUUUACAUUGUUGCAUUGUGUUAGGACUGCUGUUCCAGGUCAUCUUUGCUCGCCGCUGGUGUUUUAGCGUGUAGUACCAAGUCAUGGUCCUCAGAGCGAAAUGAUGCAAACCAACAGAUCCAUUUUUUUUUCUUUGCGGGAGAUUGUCAUCAUCAAGUUAGUUGUAUAAUCAUGCAAUCAUACGUGAGAAAUUAAAUAAAACAAAUACA